CCACCAACCCCCGCCAGCCCGCAAAGAACGCCGCUAAAUCAUCCCGGGCCGACCCAGUAGGUAGCCUAACAACAACCCCAUCCCUUCCCUUCCCUAUCCCGGAAACGCCAUGACGAAAGUAGCGGAGCUCAAAGGGGGCGCGGAAGCAGCUUCGUCAAUGUCUGUGAGUGUUGUGUUGUAUUGUACAACGCCCAUCCUGUUGACAAACAACAGGUUAUGCUCCCGUAAGAAAGCAGGCGCGGCUGUAGUGACCCAGGAUGUGACCGCUAUCACUCUGCCUCCUGCUUGCCCAUUUGCCCCCAAGCGGCCAACCACACAGCCCUUGCAAUCUACCAUUCGCCCAGCAGUCAAGGCAGCAAAAAGCAGUCAAGCCGCAUCAAGCUGCUCUCAGAGGGCCCAAUGGUCGCAAGGGAAACCAACCAGUCCCGGAGUCAGGUGGUGCCGCAUUUUCCACCUCAUCCUUUAGUAGUCCAGAGACAACCAGGCUGCCCGCCCCUAGCAGCAGCAGAAAGCAAGGGGCACGUCUUCACCAACAAUACCAACCACCCACCCAAACC
Molecule: messenger RNA, 557 nt
Organism: Canariomyces notabilis
Lineage: Eukaryota; Fungi; Ascomycota; Sordariomycetes; Sordariales; Chaetomiaceae
Exons: 1
Coding region: 110-466 (118 amino acids)
Source: RefSeq, a predicted model, not a curated record